Molecule: messenger RNA, 303 nt
Organism: Sphaeroforma arctica JP610
Lineage: Eukaryota; Ichthyosporea; Ichthyophonida
Exons: 1
Coding region: 1-303 (100 amino acids)
Source: RefSeq, a predicted model, not a curated record
AUGCGCAAAAGGAGGCGAAGGGCCCCAACCGCCGCCAAGACAAACGGUACCACCAGCACUACCCAAAGCCAACCACACACACACACACAACCACAACAACAAUACGCGCCACGCAACACUGCAGCAAGUGUGGGGGUGACCGGAAGUACGGCUGCCGAUGGUAAGAGAACAGACACGAGAGACGGGGGAGUGGUGCAUACGAAUGCUGUGCAUGUGCGAAAGCCGUCUGUGCCCAAGCUUACACUGGCGCAGAAGCUGAGUAAAAGGAGGCCUACGAACAAACGGACCAGCGGAUUCACAUAG